UGGGCGAGGUGGACUCACGAUUAAGCUUCCAAGGAGGGACGAAGACGGACAGGGUGAAGGUGAAGGAGACGGUCUAGAGGACAUCGGAGAGGAAGGCCAGGCUCUUGAAGCGGAAGAGCGCGAAAUCAUGGGCGGUGGAAAGCCUUUCAAAAAGAUACAAGGAAAAAUAUAUAUUAUCGAUAAUGACGAGAUCGUCACAGAAGAUGACCCCAAGGGCGAUACGAAAAUCGACGUGAAUGGCAAUUUAUUGGGAGGACGUCGAUUCAAAGCACAGACAUUUAGUCUUCCAGGUCGCCAUCCCGAUCGACUAUACAUGUUAGCUAUCGAUGCUGCUCGGUCUUCUGGCUUUCGCGAUUCUCUGUACUACUUCCGUCGAAAUCUGCUUGCGCUCAAGCUCAAUGCUACACAACCAGAGAAGGAAUACCUCAUCGAGGCAGGAAAACUAGGCUCACAUUUACGUACGAGAAGCGUCACCCUCAUCACUGCCAGAAGUGCAUACAAGCUACACGGCGCGAAGAUGAUUCUAGAGGGCAAAUGGAUCGACGACGAUUACUACGAAGAAAAAGUACUGCAAGAAAUCACAGAGAGGGGUCUUAAACCUGGUGAUCUGGUGGGCGACUUGACAGAACCCCAAACCAACACCAACGAGGCUGCUACGCUCGCUGCGACUAUGCAAGCGAAGGUUGACCGAGGUGGUGGACUGGGUAUAUAUCGUGCAGGAGGACCUACGACGAUAUUCGGUGGCUCAGGCUGGGGGCCGUAUAGCGAUGGUCCGCUGAAUGCGGUACGAAAGUCGGUCCUGAAUAGGGAUGGACUCAACGAGGAGAACUGGAUGCUCAUCGCUGCCCAGAGAACGCUGGAGGCCAGCGAGGAGUGGGCAAAGAUAAGGAAAGAAACUCUCAAGGUGUGCGGAGGAAUUUUGGCAGAGACUCUGGGUAAAGGCAAGGAAAAGCAGAAGCCUGAUGAUGAUGGAAACGGAAACAAGACCUCUAAGAGGGCUGCGACUGAAGAGACUGAGGGGGAAAGGAAGAAGAAGAGAGUGCGAAGCGACGAAGAUGACUUGCCUAUGGGCAUCUACGAACCUCACUCUGGGAUAGUGCACUAUCGCGGAGACACGCAGCCAUCUCGAUGUCGCUGGGAAGCUCUUCCUGAUUCUUCUGAGAAACGACGUGUGCUAGGCGGUACCAAGGCUGGCAAUGGUGCAUGGGCACUUGCAUGGAUAGACACAGUGAUGGAAGUAUCGACCAUCGACGAAUCUGGACCCAGUGCCAAAGAGAGGAACGAGGCUUUGGCCUCCAUAGACGGUGAAUUAACAUAGCACUAAUAUUUCUCAUAAUUUAUUAGUUUCAGUGUGAGUACUAGACCACCUCUUCUUCCGUUGACAUAGAACGCCCCCUUGUCUGUAUUUCUAAUGAUAUGCGCAGUGUAUUCUAGGAUGUCUGUUUCCAAUCAUAAGAUGGUUCAGACUCGAGGUUGGUCACAAGCCCAGAGCAGCUGGAUCGUUUAUAAGU
Molecule: messenger RNA, 1511 nt
Organism: Serpula lacrymans var. lacrymans S7.9
Lineage: Eukaryota; Fungi; Basidiomycota; Agaricomycetes; Boletales; Serpulaceae
Exons: 4
Coding region: 128-1318 (396 amino acids)
Source: RefSeq, a predicted model, not a curated record